GAGAGAGAGUACGAGAGAAAGGAGAAGGAGGGGGGCGUUCUGAAAUAAUAUAGUCAGCCAUUUUUUAUGUAAGGGGAUUUUUCUUAUUGGGGGGGUUGUUAAAAAAUAAAUAUAAGGGCGGCCAUCUUUGUUUCUCUGCCUUGUAGUGUAAAAUAUUCCAAAACGCCCCCCACUUUUUUGUGUGUCGAUUUGAAUAUUAAAUAAAUAUCAUAAUUCGGGAGGAAUACUCUUUUUGAUUUCGAGGACGGGGUCGGUGACAGGAAUAUAAUGUCCUCUCCUCUACGCUCCUGUGAGGAAGAUGAGGGCAUGUUGGCUAAUUCCGAGGGAGGAGAUUUUGAUGAAGAAGAAGAGGACGACGGAGACCUAGACGAGAACGCAAGCGACAUAAACUCGCCGGCGGCGCCUAGAGAAACUGCAACACUAGCCGCGCCAGAUGACUGUGAAGAAGGGGGCGACACAUCAGACAGAGACAGCUUUGGGAAAAAGAAACGAGGCCCCAAGAAAAAGAAAGAGACAAAAAAGAAGGACAAGGAGAAGGAAGGCAAGGCGGCCAAAGUGCGGAAGCGCAAAAAAAUUGAAAGUGAUGUAGAGAGGGACUCCGAGAGAGACUAUGGGGAAAACUCCGACAGCGGUGCUAGUGAUUAUGGAGGAGAAAAGAAGAAAAAGAAGAAACACAAAGAAAAGAAAGAGAAGAAAACAAAAAAGAAGAGGAAAGAAGACGGUGAUAGCACCCAGGAGGAAACUGUAAAGCAGCCUGUGGAGCAGAAGACUUCUGCCCAACUGGCUCGGGACUGGGGCCUAGAAGAUGUGGAUCACACCUUCACCGAGGAGGACUACCGCACGCUCACCAACUACAAGGCUUUCAGCCAGUUCAUGAGGCCGAUGAUAGCCAAAAAGAAUCCCAAGAUCCCCAUGUCCAAGAUGAUGACCAUCCUGGGGGCUAAGUGGCGGGAAUUCAGCUCCAACAACCCCUUCAAGGGUUCCGCCGCCGCCGUGGCAGCAGCUGCAGCGGCGGCCGCGGCAGCCGUUGCCGAGCAGGUCUCUGCGGCAACUGCCUCUCCAGAACCCCCUCCCCAGCCUCCCCCACUGCGCAAGGCCAAAACCAAAGAAGGCAAAGGGCCUGGCUACAAGAAACGGAGCAAAAGCCCACGAGUCCCUGACAAGAAGGCCAAGGCCAAGGCCAAGAAGAUGGCCCCGCUGCGCAUCAAACUGGGGACCCUGGGGCCCAAGAGGAAGAAGAGCAGCUCUAGUGAGGACGUGGACGACGAUGACUCGGAGCAGGAGAACUCCAGCGUCCAUAGCUCGUCGGUGCGGUCCGACAGCUCUGGCCGCGUCAAGAAGAACAAGAGAGGGCGGCCCAAAAAGAAGAAGAAAAUGCUGGGGGAUGAAGAUGGCGAGGGCUACGAGACGGACCACCAGGACUACUGCGAGGUGUGCCAGCAGGGUGGCGAGAUCAUCCUGUGCGACACCUGCCCGCGUGCCUACCAUCUGGUGUGCCUGGAGCCCGAGCUAGAGAAGGCCCCCGCCGGCAAAUGGAGCUGUCCGCACUGCGAGAAGGAAGGCAUCCAGUGGGAGGCGAAGGAGGAGGACUUUGAGGAGUUUGAGGAGGAGGCCGAAGAGCCGGUAGAGGCAGCGGUGGCGGCAGCCGGGGAGGAAGAGGAGGACGACGACCACAUGGAGUUCUGCCGUGUGUGCAAGGAUGGCGGCGAGUUGCUCUGUUGCGACUCCUGCCCUUCUUCCUAUCACAUUCACUGCCUCAACCCACCCCUUCCCGAGAUACCCAAUGGGGAGUGGCUGUGCCCACGUUGCACGUGCCCACCAAUCAAAGGGCGUGUUCAGAAGAUCCUGCACUGGCGGUGGGGUGAGCCCCCUCCACCUGUCCCUGUCCCGCCGCCCCCCGAUGCUCCACCGGACGCGCCCCCUCCGCCUCCCAUGAAGGGGCGGCCGGAGAGGGAGUUCUUCGUGAAGCUGGCCGGCCAAUCCUACUGGCACUGCACUUGGAUCACAGAGCUACAGCUGGAGAUUUUCCAUUCGGUUAUGUUCCGGAACUACCAGCGCAAGACGGACAUGGACGAGCCCCCCAGCCUGGACUACGGCUCUGGGACAGAGGAGGAUUCUGGGAAGAGCGAGAAGCGGCGGGCCAAAGACCCACAGUUUGCCGUCCUGGAGGAGAAGUAUUUUCGCUACGGCAUCAAGCCUGAAUGGAUGAUGAUCCAUCGUAUAAUCAACCACAGUGUGGAUAAGAAGGGGAGCUACCACUACUUGGUCAAAUGGAGGGAUCUGACCUAUGACCAAUGCACUUGGGAGAGAGAUGAUUUGGAUAUCCCAGACUUCCACGUGCACAAGUCUGCCUACUGGAGGCACAGGGAUGAAGUGAUGAAGGAGGACAUAGACAAGCCGAGGAAGAGGAGGAGAGAAGAAGAUAAUGAAGACAAUGACAACGAUGAUGAAGUUCCUCGAACACCUGUUACUGACCCUACCAUUAAGUACGAGGAGCAGCCAGACUUCGUGACGGUGACGGGGGGCACGCUGCACCUCUACCAGCUGGAGGGCCUCAACUGGCUGCGCUUCUCCUGGGCGCAGGGCACCGAUACCAUCCUGGCCGACGAGAUGGGCCUGGGCAAGACCAUCCAGACCAUCGUCUUCCUCUACUCCCUCUUCAAAGAGGGUCACACUAAGGGGCCGUUCCUGGUCAGCGCCCCUCUGUCGACCAUCAUUAACUGGGAGCGUGAGUUCGAGAUGUGGGCGCCCGACUUCUACGUGGUGACCUACACCGGGGACAAGGACAGCCGAGCCAUCAUCCGGGAGAACGAGUUCACCUUUGACGACACGUUGGUCAGGGGUGGAAAGAAGACCUUCAAACUGAGGAGAGAGGCUAUCAUUAAGUUCCACGUGCUCUUGACCUCUUAUGAGCUGGUGACCAUCGACCAGACUGCACUUAAAUCCAUCGACUGGGCCUGUCUGGUUGUGGACGAGGCUCAUCGUCUGAAAAACAAUCAGUCUAAGUUUUUCCGGAGGCUAAAUGACUACAAGAUCGACCACAAGCUGCUGCUGACAGGCACUCCACUACAGAACAAUCUAGAAGAGCUUUUCCACCUGCUCAACUUCCUCACGCCCAACCGUUUCAACAACCUGGAGGGCUUCCUGGAGGAGUUUGCCGACAUCUCCAAGGAGGACCAGAUCAAGAAGCUGCACGACCUGCUGGGGCCCCACAUGCUGCGGCGCCUCAAGGCCGACGUCUUCAAGAACAUGCCGGCCAAGACCGAGCUCAUCGUCCGCGUGGAGCUCAGCCCCAUGCAGAAAAAAUACUACAAAUUCAUCUUGACGAGAAACUUUGAGGCUCUGAACUCCAAAGGAGGUGGUAACCAGGUGUCUCUCCUCAACAUCAUGAUGGACCUGAAGAAGUGCUGUAACCAUCCCUACCUCUUCCCCGUGGCAGCCAUGGAAGCUGCCAAGACACCCAGUGGGGCCUAUGAGGGUGUGUCCCUCAUAAAGGCUUCUGGGAAACUGACACUGCUGCAGAAGAUGCUGAGGAAGCUGAAGGACCAGGGUCACCGUGUGCUGGUGUUCUCUCAGAUGACUAAAAUGCUGGACCUGCUGGAGGACUUCCUGGACUUUGAGGGCUAUAAGUAUGAGCGCAUCGACGGGGCCAUCACAGGAGCGCUGAGGCAGGAGGCCAUCGACAGGUUUAAUGCUCCAGGUGCCUGUCAGUUCUGUUUCCUCCUGUCCACCCGAGCGGGUGGUUUGGGCAUCAACUUGGCCACAGCUGACACGGUCAUCAUCUUUGACUCUGACUGGAAUCCACACAAUGAUAUUCAGGCAUUUAGCCGAGCACAUCGUAUUGGCCAGGCCAACAAAGUGAUGAUCUACCGCUUCGUGACUCGGGCCUCGGUGGAGGAGCGCAUCACGCAGGUGGCCAAGCGCAAGAUGAUGCUGACCCACCUGGUGGUGCGGCCCGGCCUGGGCUCCAAGGCAGGGUCCAUGACCAAGCAGGAGCUGGACGACAUCCUCAAGUUCGGCACCGAGGAGCUCUUCAAGGACGAGAUGGGAAUCGAGAAGGCCGGGGACAACAAAGAGGAGGAUAGCAGUGUGAUCCACUACGACAGCACGGCCAUCGAGAGGCUCCUGGACCGCAGUCAGGACGCCACAGACGACUCGGACAUGCAGAACAUGAACGAGUACCUGAGCUCCUUCAAGGUUGCCCAGUACAUGGUGCGGGAGGAGGACAAGAUAGAGGAGAUUGAGCGUGAGAUCAUUAAGCAGGAGGAGAACGUGGACCCAGACUACUGGGAGAAGCUGCUGAGGCACCACUACGAGCAGCAGCAGGAGGAUCUGGCCCGCAACCUGGGCAAGGGCAAGAGGGUCCGCAAACAGGUCAACUACAACGACGCUGCACAGGAGGACCAAGAGUGGCAUGCUGAUAUUUCAGAUAACCAGUCAGAGUACUCAGUGGGCUCGGAGGAGGAGGACGAGGACUUUGACGAGAGGCCUGAAGGGCGUAGGCAGUCACGGCGGCAGCUCAGAAACGAGAAGGAUAAACCACUGCCCCCCCUGUUGGCCAGAGUGGGGGGUAACCUUGAGGUUCUUGGCUUUAACACUCGUCAGAGGAAGGCCUUCCUGAACGCCGUGAUGAGAUGGGGGAUGCCCUCACAGGACGCCUUCUCCUCCCAGUGGCUGGUCAGAGACCUCCGGGGGAAGUCUGAGAAGGAGUUCAAGGCAUACGUGUCUCUUUUCAUGCGCCACCUGUGUGAGCCCGUUGCUGACGGCUCAGAAACAUUUGCCGACGGUGUGCCCAGGGAGGGUUUGUGCCGGCAACCCGUGCUGACCAGGAUCGGGGUCAUGUCGCUGGUCAAGAAGAAGGUGCAGGAGUUUGAGCACAUCAACGGUAAGUGGAGCAUCCCGGAGCUGAAGCCGGAGAUCAGCGUGGACUCCAAGUCCUCACGGGCCUCCUCCCCCGCCAUCAACACCUCCACGCCUACGCCAGAGCCCAGCUGCAACAACACGCCCUGCACCUCCAAACCAGCAACCCCUGCUCCAGUGGACAAGCUGGAAAAGAAUGGCAAAGAGGGAGAGAAAGAAGGAGAGGGAGAUGUCCAGCCGGACUCUGAGAAGGACAAGGAGACGGAGGGAGAGAACAGCACAGAGAAGACUGACAAUACAGAGCCUACGAACACUACUAAGGAGGGGACCCAGGAUCCAGCCACCAGUGACAAGCCCGACACAGCCAUCGAGUCCAGCGUAGCCCCCUCCACGGCUACCUCCGCCGAGGAGCCCAAACCUACAGAGGCGUCCGAGUCGCCCCCUGCGCCUCCUCCUCCUGGGGAGAAGAAGGAGAAAGGAGAGGAGGAGGAGAGGAAGGGAGAGCAGGAGACACCCUCCGACAAGACGAAACAGGAGGCCGCCGGCGAUUCUCCGCCCAUCAAAAACGAGAAACCAGAGGCCGAGAAGACGGAGAAGCCCGAGGAGGACAAGGAGAAGGGCGAGGAGGCCCCGGUUGCUGCGGAGAAGGCCGACAACAAAGACAAGCCGGACAGCCUGGCCUUGGAGGUCAAGAAAGAGGAAUCCAAGGCCGACAAGGACGCCGGGAGAGACCUCAAAGGGCCGAAGGAGGACACGCCGGUGACCGCCGCCAAGGGCAACGGGAAGGUGGAACGGCCGCGUUUCAUGUUCAACAUUGCCGACGGAGGCUUCACAGAGCUGCACACUCUCUGGCAGAACGAGGAGCGGGCGGCGAUCCAGUCAGGCAAGAUGAACGAGAUCUGGCACCGACGCCACGACUUCUGGCUGCUAGCAGGCAUCGUGCUUCAUGGUUAUGCACGGUGGCAGGACAUCCAAAACGACCCGCAGUUUGCCAUCGUCAACGAGCCCUUCAAGACACAGGCCAACAAGGGGAACUUCCUGGAGAUGAAGAACAAGUUCCUGGCCAGGCGGUUCAAGUUGCUGGAGCAGGCCCUGGUGAUUGAGGAGCAGCUGAGGCGAGCGGCGUACCUGAACAUGACGCAGGACCCCACGCACCCGGCCAUGGCGCUGAACGCCCGCUUUGCCGAGGUCGAGUGCCUGGCCGAGUCCCACCAGCACCUCAGCAAAGAGUCGCUGGCCGGCAACAAGCCCGCCAAUGCAGUGCUGCACAAGGUGCUCAACCAGCUGGAGGAGCUGCUGAGCGACAUGAAGGCGGACGUGACACGGCUGCCCGCCACCCUAUCGCGCGUGCCCCCCAUCGCCGCCCGACUGCAGAUGUCCGAGAGGAGUAUCCUCAGCCGACUGGCCAACAAGGGCACAGAGACGCACACGCCGCCGCCGAUCCCGCCGGGACCGUACGCCACCCCACAGAACUACGGUGCCCCCUUCACUCCAGCUCCACCAGGGGGCAUGGGUCUGGGAGGGGCCAACUACACCCAGAUGCCCCCGGGGUCCUUCAUAUCAGUGCUUAAUGGGCCUCCCAUGUCGGUGAAGAAGGAGCAGCGCGAGGCUGAGCUGAUGAUGGUCCAGCGUGGGAGGGAGCAGCGGAGCGGAGAGGUCAUCUGCAUCGACGACUGAGUCUGACUGAAGUCCCUUAUGUAGACCUCAAACAAACACACACACACACACACAUACACAUACAAACACCCACGCACACACAUACACAUACACACACACUUACUCACACACUCCCACUGCUGGGUCACGCUCAUUCUAAGAACGUCUUGCCCCCUGAAUGCUCUUGUAUUGACUAGAGACCCACACACUCACACACACACAUAACACAAACACAUGCACACAUCUGCACAGACACACACACACACAUGCAUACAUAUUAAUGAGAAACUACAGUCCAAGUCCCAAAUCCACAAACAUCUGCUCUUAUAAUCUACAAUCUCCCCAGGCUUGCCCUUGCAUUGCACAAACGAACUUGCAAAUACACACACGCACACACACACAUUCACAGACCCAUACACAUACACACACACACACACACAUACACACUCCAAAUGUGCACACAUACCUGUGGUCCAUACUAUCGCAAUCUCUACAUGUUUCACUCUAUCUGCCUCAAAGCAACUGAUCUCUCAAUCCCAGAAGCAGUUUGCACGCACACGUACACACACACACACACACCCAAACUCACACACGCCCUCACAAACACUCCCGCCACAAGAUGCAAACAAAAACAUAACCCUGCUAUCUUGCCAGUGACCGCUACAUGAAGCUGCAUGACUGUAUGUGAAAAAAAAGAGAAAACAUUUUGCCUCCAUUGACCACCAUUUGUGUUCCCUGCAGGCAUGUUCCACUAGCAGACAACCGCCACUCAGUCACCAUAUCCACAUUAACACAUUACAAUCACAUUAACGUCAAGUAGUGCUUACAUUUAUCGUUAAAAAAAAAGACUGUCGACUGUGUCGAUCUCCAGACCAAGGUAUAGGUGUCCCUUCUACCAAUGGACUCCAGAACCGAAUAGACUUUCAUGGGCACACUCCUACUCAAAGCAUGAGUGAAUGGGGUAAAGUUAGGCACUCCGUUGAUAGGCGAACAGGCUUCAUACAAAUACAAAUCAGUGGUCAGCUCGUGGGCAAUGCCAAUAACGGGUUCACAGCACUACGCCUAGCCAUUUUCGUAGAUGCACCAUACCGCUAUGUCAUGGAUUUUUUUAUCCAAGAUUUUUUCCUUACAUUCCUUCCUGGAAUGUAAUGUGUAUCAAUCCUUUUAUGGCGAGAUCUACCUUGUGUCGUUAACGGUUUGAUAAACACCUCUCUACACAAAAUGAUGGCGUACGUACAACAGCCUUAAGUAUUCUGUCGAUCAGUGCAAUCGGAGAUUGAAAGAUUAGCUGUUAGCAGCGUAGACACAGAAUGGUCCUCCCUGUGUGAGGGGGGUCGCUGGAGCAUGGGCUGUGGCAUUGGGAUGUUUCUAAAGAGUUGUUUAUGAAAGGCCUUGUAACUGUACAAGUAGGCAACAAGGCAGUUUUUUUCUCCCAGAGAAUGUUUUGUUCGUUUUAGAGUGGCGAGCUAUUUCAAAGCUAUCCUUUUACUUGCCCCCCACCCCCCCGACCCCAAAAUAAACCCCCCUCCUGACCUCUUGAUCUCUCCUCUGAACACACGACAUCCUUUACGGCCCCCUAUCUCCUCCUCCCUCUCUCUCUCUCUCUUGUUUAUUUUUCCAAGUUUCUAAUCCUCCUUUUUACAAGACUCUGUGAUAUCCUUUGCAUAUUUAAACUUGGUUCAAUGUGUUCUCGUGUGUUUAAUUCUUGUUAUUACGACUGCAGUUCAUAUUAUUAUCGUUGCCGUUGCUGUCAACAUUGUCCUUGCUGUUGCAAUUAUGAAGCUUUUACCAAAUUAAAAGAAGAGAAAAAAAUCAAGAAAAAUUGAGAUCAUUUAAACAUUACUGUGCUAGUUUGCGUUCCAUCGUGUUUCUCUACAUCGAGCAUCAUAUAGCCUACAUUGAACGAGGAGGUUGAAGGAACUUCGGAAUUAAAAAUAAUAAUACAAACAUCUUUUUCUUGCUUAAACUUUCUACAGAUAGGCCUUGCUAAUAAUCCUAGACUUCUAGUCUAAACCCUGGAGACGUGACAAGAGUGUAACGGAAAUAACGCUAUUCUCCAAAAUCAGCAAGCUGAAAAAAAAAGUCAAACUCGUUCCUCUGGAAAAGGCCUCUGAGGCAAAGAUUUUUUUGCUGUCUUUUGUUUCUCUCCUCACUCUCCGUUUCACUCCAAAUGUCCUGCACAUGUACACACUGACAUGCUGUACGCGCCUUAAUCAAUGCAGAGUUCAGUAAGUACAAAGAGCUCAAGUUAACCAGGAGUUGUCUACUCCUUACAUGCUUGCUGUUGUAGUCUACGAUUAGCUAGGCCUCAACUUGUACUGACUUCAGAUUAUUAGGAUAAUAGAAAGAGUUAAUUUAUUUCCCCAACAAGCACCCCCUCCCCCCCAGUCCGUGGCAAAGUAUCCUUUUCAAAUGAAGACUUUCAAAUAAGUAUUAUGGCAAGUGAUUUAUUUGUCAGUCAGUGUUUCGCAACCCCCUUAUCAUAACUGAAAGGCUUUGUCAAAAUACGCACUUUUUCCCUCUCUUUCCUCUGUCUCUCUUGCCCUUCUCUCACUUUCAUUUGUCAAUUUUUUCAGAGAUUGUCUUUGUUCUGUUUUUUGCCUUUUUGUUUUUCAUUUGUUUCUUGGUAUCCGUCACUGUGUAAGAGUUGUGGAACCAAACAAUCAGUGACAGUGUUGUUUAGUCCAUUCGGGCGCCGUGCGGAACAUGUCAAUAAUGCAUCUCUCAUUUAUUUUGUUCUUGUUUUGUUUGUAAUAAAAUAAAGUAAAAAAAUCUAAAAUUAAAAAGGUGUGUUGUGUCGUCAUGUAAGACGUAGGCAAGGCAAGUGGGGAAAGCCAGCGUGGCAAAAGCCUGCCAUCGGCUGCCAAAGGUCAUUAGAUAACCAGGGAAAAAUAAAGGAAGUUGGAAACAAAGUGAAUAACGCAUCCCUCUAACUCAUGAACUCACAAGCAGCAUUGAGAGUAGUGAGGUCCCUGACUAACACCAGAGAGGGUUAAAGCGGAGC
Messenger RNA from Alosa sapidissima (American shad), 9520 nucleotides. RefSeq names its product chromodomain helicase DNA binding protein 3 (gene chd3). NCBI's taxonomy places the organism in Eukaryota, Metazoa, Chordata, Actinopteri, Clupeiformes, Clupeidae. The transcript has 40 exons. Gene Ontology annotation, molecular function: DNA binding; ATP binding; chromatin binding. The record is from RefSeq and is a predicted model, not a curated record. Bases 268 to 6537 code for a protein of 2089 amino acids. Gene Ontology annotation, biological process: chromatin remodeling; negative regulation of transcription by RNA polymerase II. Gene Ontology annotation, cellular component: nucleus; chromatin; NuRD complex.